Corticium candelabrum is the source of this 4934-nucleotide messenger RNA. RefSeq names its product disco-interacting protein 2 homolog C-like. The coding region runs from base 141 to 4700 and encodes 1519 amino acids. The transcript has 39 exons. Lineage: Eukaryota; Metazoa; Porifera; Homoscleromorpha; Homosclerophorida; Plakinidae. The record is from RefSeq and is a predicted model, not a curated record.
CGCGCGAGGCACACACGGGACAUCGAUACGGGUUCCACCUCUAGUUGUGGUGUAUCUUUCUAUGAUUUUUUCUCCCCGAUUUCGAGUGAACACCGAAAGCACUAACGACCAACAGGCAACGCCAAACAGUUGCCCAUAUCAUGGACUACUCCAGCCUGCCCCCAGAAGUCCACCAGAAGCUCGCAGAUCUCGAACUUGAACUCGAAGAAGGCGAUAUCACACAGAAAGGCUACGAAAAGAGGAAAGCAAAGCUACUAGAGCCAUACCAAUCUGGCGGCGGCAACAGUUUUCACUCGGAAUCAGGUUUGUUGAGUCCGGAAGCGAGGAAUGUGCGAGCUGUUUCACCUGCACCGAAUUUUCAACAAGAACUCGCGCGUACAGCGUCCGCACGAGCGCAACAUGUGAAGGAUGCUCUGCGUCGGCAUCAGCCGGACUCGGUUGAAAUGCCGAUGCCGUCGAAGAGGACGUCAUUUUUGAAGUUGCCUUUGAAAGACGAGCGCGUCCAGCAACGUCCGAUCGCUCAAGAUCAACAGUAUCGCCAGCAGCAGCAGCAGGCUGUGCCGCCUGCAAUACAGCAGAUCAAACAAACUCAUGUACAGCAACAACAUGCUCUUAGUCCUCGGCAGGUUACACCGGAUCAUCAACUAAAGAGCUCACCUAAGCUUCCUCGUGCUCGUCUUGCUCAAGAACAAGCUUUAUCUCCUGAAUCAAAUAUCACUGCCAGUCCGAAGAUGGGAAGGUCGUUGGCAUCGGUUCGAGUUAAGUCGAAGAGUGAAGAAGAGCAGGCAACACAAGGCAAAGUGUCUGCAAAGAUUCAGCAGCUGCUCAACACUUUGAGACGACCAAAGAAGAAGAAGAACAAAGAAGAUUACUACACUGAUGACGCAUUAGAACCCAUUCAAGAACAUCCAAACGCACCAAAGCCUGUAGGUCCCAUCGCUGAACCAGCAGCCGGAGAGGCACUGCAGGUUGAUAGCAACUUACCUCGUAAUCUGGAAGCUGCAAUUGCAAGGCAAGGAUCAGUUAGUCACAAAGCUCCGUGUAUCAGUACAGUUGAUAUGCAUGGGAAACCGCAAGUUUCUAUUACGUAUGGAAAACUCAACACACGCUCACAGAAAAUAUGCUACUCGCUACUAAACAAGCUCGGAACAAAGAACGAGGCAGCCGUCAAGCAAGGCAAUCGUGUCGCUCUGAUCUACAGCUCUCAGGAUCCAGCUGGACUGUGUGCUGGAUUCUUUGGCUGUGUGUUUGCCGGCGUCGUCCCGGUUGCUAUUGAACCACCGACGUCGAAGGAUGAUGCGAAUCUACAGCAAAUUGGUUUUCUAUUGGGCAGUCUUGGUAUUACCGUCGCGCUCACAAGUGAGGUGACGAUGAAGCAGCUGCCGAAAGACGAGAAAGAUCAUGUGAUUCAGUUUAGAGGCUGGCCCAAGUUGACUUGGUUUGUAACUGAGCAUCUUUCUCGCCCCACAAAGGAUUGGUCUCCUCCACCAAGACCACCUGCAGAAACCCCAGCUUAUAUAGAGUAUGUUGAAGACAAGGAUGGGUCUAUGAUGGGUGUGACUGUAAGUCGAGCGAGUCUUCUCUGUCACUGUAAGACGUUAUAUGCAGCGUGUCAUUACAAGGAAGGAGACACUUUGGUGUGUGCUGUUGAUUGUCAUGGCGACGUUGGAUUCUGGCAUGGCAUAUUGACAGGAGUGUAUGCUGGAAUGCACAUCGUCUUCGUCCCACCUAAUGUUCUCACAAGUCACCCAGUCUCGUGGGUUCAUGUGGUUACAAAAUUUAAGGCAACUACUGCUGUGGUGAACUCACGUGCUUUGAUACUUGCUGCUGGACGACCUGGCAAAGAGUAUAAAGAUGACAAUUUUUCAACUCUCAGGAUGUUACUAGUUGCUGACGGAUCAAGUCCAUGGUCUCUGCAUGCUUGUGACACGUUUUUGGAGGUUUUCAAAGCAAAAGGACUCGUAAAAGAGAUUGUUUGUCCAUGUGCAUCAUCUGUUGAGACUCUGACUAUCGGUUUACGAAGACCUGGUCUGCCUGGCUCAACAGCAACUGGUCGUGGCAUCAUGUCGAUCACAGGACUCAGUUAUGGAGUCGUUCGAGUAGAAGAGGAGAACUCGAUGUCGUCUCUGACUUUACAAGACUGUGGCACAGUACUUCCAGGAGCAAAAGUUGCCAUAGUGAAGCUGGAAGGUCCUCCCUAUUUGUGCCAAACGGACGAAGUCGGUGAGCUCUGCGUGAGUUCACAAUACACGGGAACAAGCUAUUGGGGUCUGGCUGGAAAGUCAACGAACGUGUUCAAGGUUCAACCGCUGGCUUCAAAUGGUCAGCCGCAUUCGAUGAGUUUGUAUGUUCGAACGGGAUUGCUUGGAUUUCUUGGACCGGGAGGUCUUAUUUUCAUUUGUGGUCGUUUGGAUGGUCUGAUGAAAGUCCAAGGUCGUCGGCACAAUACGGACGACCUCAUUGCAACCGUUCUCGCCGUUGAACCUCACAAAUUUGUAUACAGACAGAGGAUUGCCGUGUUUUCUGUCACCGUGUUGCGCGACGAACGAGUGGUUAUUGUAGCCGAACAAAGACCCGGCUGCUCAGAGGAUGAGGCGUUUCAGUGGAUGAGUAAUGUACUACCGGCUGUUGAAACGAUACAUAAUAUUCAUGUGUAUGCGCUUGUUCUCAUGAUGCCCAACUCGAUGCCAAUGACACAUCGCAAUAUUCCGAAUGUACUUGACUGCAAGCAGCGGUUUAUUGAUGGCUCGCUGCAUCCGGUUAAUCUCCUCAUGUCGCCACAUCAAGCAAUUACAAACCUCCCACAGCCAAGACAACGUGAUAAUGUUAGUGGUGCUGCUCAUUUGAUUGGGGACAUUGUGACGGGUGUGAAGCCUGCAUUGGCUGAAGGGAGGCCAAUGGAACCGAUGGCUGACGACAGAGAUGGUGCAGGAAGAUAUCAGUUUUUGUCUGAAGUGCUUCGUUGGCGAGCACAAACGACUCCAGAUCACGUACUCUUUACGUUACUGAAUGAAAAGGGUGCUGUAGCACGAACUAUGACCUGCGUGCAGUUGAUGAAGAAAGCAGAGAGAAUUGGAGCUGCUUGCAUAGAGAGAGCAAACCUGAGCUCAGGAGACCACGUAACUCUUCUUUAUCCUCCAGGUGUUGAGCUUGUUGUUGCUUUCUAUGGCUGCCUUCUUGUCGGUCUCGUUCCCGUUCCCGUGCGACCUCUAUCUCCAUUGAACAUCGCAACGACAUUACCAACAGUCAAAAUGAUCGUCGAAGUCAGCAAGUCAGUUGCCAUUCUAACACUUCAACGUAUCACCAAACUGUUAAGGACAAAAGAGGCUACCAGCACACUUGACGUGAAGUCUCUCCCACCUAUUCUUGAGACGGACGAUCCACAGAAGAGGAAGCUUGACAAGUUUUAUCGUGCACCAACACCAGAGAUGAUUGCAUACUUGGAUUUCAGUGUUUCAACCACCGGUGUGCUCUCAGGAGUCAAAAUGUCUCAUACUUCUUCUGCCAGUCUAUGUCGGGCAUUGAAGAUGACCAGUGAACUGUAUCCAAGCAGGACAGUGUGCCUAUGCUUGGAACCAUACAGCGGUCUGGGGUUUGGUUUAUGGUGUCUUUCCAGCAUAUAUGCUGGACAUCACAGCAUCUUGAUCCCUCCAGCAGAACUGGAGAUCAAUCCGACUCUGUGGCUUAGUGCAGUGAGCCAAAACAAAGUACGAGACACAUUUUGUUCGUAUUCUGUCAUGAAUUUGUGCACACAAGAACUGGGAGGGCAAACAGGUUCACUUCAGAGCAAAGGUAUCAAUCUCGCAUGUGUGAGGACAUGCGUCGUAGUCGCUGAAGAACGACCACGCAUCAUCCUCACAUCCGCGUUCACCGCCCUCUUUGCUCCUCUCGGUCUAUCCAGCCGAGCAGUCAGCACAUCCUUUGGCUGUAGAGUCAACAUCGCUCUUUGUUCGCAGGGUUCAUCACAACCAGAGUCAUCCAUUGCGUAUGUUGACACACGAGCGUUACGAGUUGACAGAGUUUCACUUGUUGAGAAAGGCGCACCACACAGUGUUGGUCUCUUGGAGUGUGCAAAGAUGCUGCCCGGCGUCAGCGUGGCUAUUGUCAAUCCGGAUUCUCAAGCUUUGUGCCAUAGCACGGAACUAGGAGAGAUUUGGGUAUCAAGUCCUCACAACGGCAGUGGAUACUACGGUCUCUCUGCUGAUAUCAAUGAUGCCCUCACAAAAGAUCACUUUGCUGCACGUCUUUCCGACGGCUCUGUGUACGCACGGACUGGAUAUCUUGGCUUUAUUAAACACAGUGACAAGCCGGCAGCCGAUGGAAGUUCUAGUGACUCGCUUUACGUUGUUGGCUCGCUGGAUGAGGCGAUUACGAUGCGUUCGAUGCGUUAUUAUCCGAUUGAUAUCGAGACAAGUGUUGUGAGAUCCCAUAAGGCGAUAUGUGGAUGUGCUGUAUUCACAUGGAGCAAGCUGCUCGUCGUUGUAGUCGAAUUCUGCGGCGAGGAAACAGAAGCCCUAGACGUCGUUCCCGUCAUCACAUCAACAGUACUAGAAGAACACCAGCUGAUCGUCGGUAUUGUCGUUGUCGUUGAUCCGGGCACCAUUCCAAUCAACUCUCGUGGCGAACGCCAACGCAUGCAUCUUCGGGACGGAUUUCUGGCCGAUGAACUUGACCCAAUUUAUGUCGCAUACAACAUGUGAACUGGACACAUUAUAAGUUUACUCACUCUCUGUCUUUCUCUCUAUUGUUGGGAAGUCGACGGGUACAUGCGGUACAUGAAUGGAGAUUUGAUUUUUGUUGGUUGGUAUCUAGGGAUGGACGUUGCAUUUGACUGGCGAGUGAUGCGACGAGGUAUUUACGAUGGUGUGGACAAUUGACUGUAUGAUUGUAGUGUACGUACUACAUGAAAUGUGAGGGACAACGAUUCUCUUUCA